This is a messenger RNA of Pestalotiopsis fici W106-1, 1635 nucleotides long. RefSeq lists its product as uncharacterized. Gene Ontology annotation, molecular function: flavin adenine dinucleotide binding; 2 iron, 2 sulfur cluster binding; oxidoreductase activity, acting on NAD(P)H. The coding region runs from base 1 to 1635 and encodes 544 amino acids. The record is from RefSeq and is a predicted model, not a curated record. Lineage: Eukaryota; Fungi; Ascomycota; Sordariomycetes; Amphisphaeriales; Sporocadaceae. The transcript is spliced from 2 exons. Gene Ontology annotation, cellular component: cytoplasm.
AUGUCCGAGUUCAAGCUCAAGGACGUCACCGCUCUGACGCUCCAACCCGGUGAGAAGCGGGAAGUCGACGUCGAGGGCAUUGAAGGUGCCAAAGUUCUACUCGUCAACGCCGCCGGCAAGAUUCAAGCAAUUGGCCCAAAGUGCACUCACUACGGUGCUCCCCUUGCAAAGGGUGUCCUGACCAAAUCUGGUCGAAUCACUUGUCCCUGGCACGGAGCUUGCUUCAGUGCAAAGACGGGCGACGUCGAGGAUGCUCCAGCGUUGGAUGCCCUCCCAGUUUUCAAAGUAACCGAGAAAGACGGCGCCGUGUACAUUUCUGGCGAUGAAGCCACGAUUAAAGCCGGCCGACGACAGCCCAACCUCAAGAGCUCCAGCGGUCAAGUCGAAGGCGACCGGAUCGUGGUAGUCGGCGGAGGUGCUGGUGCAAUGGGUUUGAUCCAAGGUCUCAGGGAAAAUGGCUACAGCGGUCAUGUCACCAUGGUUACGAACGAGGGCAAUCUACCGCUCGACCGAACCAAGCUCUCCAAGGCCCUGAUUGCUGAUGCUUCCAAGCUGGAGUGGAGAAACGCCGACUGGUACAAGAGUGCUUCAGUUGAGGUCGUGCAGGACGAGGUGACUGGUGUUGACUUUUCUGACAAGUUUGUCGUCACCAAGGGAGCUGGCAAAUUCACCUACAGCAAGCUGGUCUUGGCAACAGGUGGUACUCCUCGUAAUCUACCACUUCAAGGCUUCAAAGUGCUGGGCAACAUCUUCCCGCUUCGCUCGGUCAAGGAUACAAAGGCCAUCACAGCCGCCAUCGGCGAGAAGAAGGGCAAGAAGAUUGUCAUUAUUGGCAGCAGUUUUAUCGGCAUGGAAGUCGCCAAUGCAACCGCGAGCGACAACGAUGUAACAGUCAUUGGAAUGGAGGGUGCGCCUCUGGAGCGCAUUCUCGGUAAAGAAAUCGGCGUCGGGUUGCAAAAGGCCUUUGAAGGCAAGGGGGUCAAGUUCUUCAUGAACGCCGCCGUUGACAAGGCAGACCCUUCUGGCUCCGAUCCUUCCAAUGUCGGAUCAGUUGUUUUGAAGGACGGAACCAAACUCGAGGCUGAUCUUGUCAUUCUGGGUAUCGGAGUUUCACCAGCGACAGAAUACUUGAGAGACAAUAAGGUGGUCCGUCUGGAAGAUGAUGGCUCCCUCAAGACCGACGAAAACCUGUCGGUUGUUGGACUCAAGGACGUCUACGCUAUUGGAGACAUUUCGUCCUUCCCCUACCACGGACCUGGUGGAGAUGGCAAAUACAUCCGCAUUGAGCACUGGAAUGUCGCACAACAGUCUGGUCGUGUCGUUGCUAGACACGUCGCUAACCCCACGCUGAAACCCGAGAAGUUUACGCCCAUCUUUUGGUCUGCUCUAGGUGCUCAGCUUCGAUACUGCGGUAACACGGCUGGCGGUUACGAUGAUCUUAUUCUGGAGGGCAAGCCUGAGGAGAACAACUUUGUCGCAUACUACACCAAGGGCGAGACUGUCGUGGCACUGGCCAGUAUGGGCCGAGAUCCAGUCAUGGCCCAGGCCGCAGAGUUGAUGCGCAGAGACAAAAUGCCGUCCAAGAGCCAAAUUAAGAGUGGGCUCGAUAUUCUAUCCACCGGACCUCCAGAGUAG